Molecule: messenger RNA, 4476 nt
Organism: Cyanistes caeruleus (blue tit)
Lineage: Eukaryota; Metazoa; Chordata; Aves; Passeriformes; Paridae
Source: RefSeq, a predicted model, not a curated record
UAUUCAGUUUUACAUAGUUCCUCUUUCAAGGUAUCAGCCUUUGGUAAAAGUAUUUUUGUGUCUAUGUAUAUUAAGUAUGUUUUUCUUCCUUUUCUCUAUUUUUUUGGUAAGUCCAAAUCCAAGGUAAUAGUACAAUAUUUGUACUGGAAACCCAAACCAAACACCCAUUACCAAAUAGCAUUUCUUUAUCUAAGUGUGGAAAAACUUAAAACUUUCUCUUUUUCAUCAUCUUGGGCAACCUAUAUCUGUAAAGUAGCACCAUCUCACAAGAAGCCCACUCAGCCUCCAUUCAGAGAGAGUGAAUACACUUAUUUGAGGAGCGUUAACUAUGACUUGCAUGAAAACAAGAAGUUUAGGAUUCAUACUAACAACAGUUUUUUCUUGAUUCCACCACCGAGUUGUUUUGCAAUGUGCAACAAAUGUAUUCAACUCAUUUACACUUGUGUGAAAAGUAAAUUAGAACAUGGAGCACAAGAUAACGAAGUAGAACAAGUAUCCGUCUUCACAAGUUUAUGUGGCACCUUAAAAUGCAAGCAAUGAGAUAAGCAUUUUAUAAUUUAUUUUUAUUAUUGUCUGAUAAGCUUUUUGAAUCAAUGGCAUGAAUCAAAGCAGAAAUAGCUUGGAGAACUUGUAGAGCAUGAAUAGAGGAACAGCCCUGGUGCCUCAGAAAAUGCCUUUGUAGUUAUCCAGGUGCAAAGAUAAAGGUUACACUCUUGCCUGCAUGUUCUUGCUGGCAAAAUUUGCCAUGAGCAUAACACCACUAACAGAGCUGUCUGCUCUUGCUGACGCACACACCAAGAACAGGCUUUCCAGAUUUAAGUCCCUGUCUCACAGGACAUCUGUUCCAGCUGCUAUGAGAAAUCUUUGAGGUAGGAGUCAGUGGGAUGCUAGAUAGAAUGCUUAUGCUUCCAGGCACAGCUCUACAUCUUUGAGGGAUCUUGUGUAUGGCCAGGCACAAAAGAAGGAACAGUUUCCCUACAAGUUUUUUUUCCUUUUUAUUUAGAAGGUUAGCUCCAGGGACAAAGUGAGUAAAUGGAGAUAUUAGUACCUUACUGUUUGUCAUAGCUCAAUAGCUCAAUAGCUGAGAGCUAAAGGAGAUCCUAUGUAGUUUUUUUUCAGCUUAGGGUGUUUGCAAUUACCUCAUCUUACUAAAAACUGUCUUGAAAGCGAAGGAGGAACAAAGCAUGGUGUCAGAAACUUGUUCCCUUAUUGUAAUAUCUAUACUUUCUUCUACCCUCUUCAGGCAUUCCAACAAUUCCCUAUAGUAUGUAGCUUCACUGCUUUCAAAUCCAUAGGGCUGAUGGAAAAUAACUACCUCAUUAAUGAAUAAUGCAACAGAAAUAGUAAUUUAAUUUUGGAGUUACAUGUAACAUGUGAUCAUUAAUAGGAACUGAAGGCUGAAUUCUGAGCUAUGACAUAAAAGAUGUACUUGUCGUAAGGAAACAUACUGUUCAUUUAAGUUUUGUGAGCAGUAAGGCCCAAUUUAUACUCCUCCUGGGAAAGAAUUUGCCUAAUGAAAGUGAAGGGCGCUGGGUGGUGUCAUGCAGAUUUUAUCAUGCCUGUUUUAGUCUCGGUGUUGCCUGGUAAGUAGCAGGAUUUCUUCUAUCUGUUUUGUGGCACAAAUCAUAAUCCCUUGCCCAGACAUGUCCAUGCAGAAUGCAGAAAUAUCAGUACCACUCUGCCUAGGCAGGCUCAUUUAGCUUGAGUGUUGUGUCCUUUUUAUGUUCUUUCAGGCCUCAAACAAAAUAAGGACUAUGCUACUCUGAACAUUGUCAGAAUGUUCAGCUUGAUACAAUUUCUGUGUUUUCUUACAGUAAACUGAGCACUAAUACAAGUAUUAAUGCUUCCAACUUCACAAAAUUUAUGACCUUUGAAAGUAUUAGCUGCAUUUGACAACUGAGAAAACAGGCACAGCAAGAUCUAACAACUUGCUUAAGGUCACCCAGAUACUGUGGGAAUGAAAACCUGAUUCUUUCACAUAGGCCUCAACACAAGGCAGUCUCUCCCUCUCUUAUGGCUGUUCUAAGAUUUUUUAAGAUGUGCAAAUGUGUUCAGUGCCAUGUCAGUCUGGACACAUGGCAGUAGAAUGAUUUUGCUUCUGAUCCCUAGAAGGUUCUGAUGGCUUCUUUUCACCACUCUGCUGCAGUGAUUCAGAUCCUUCUGAGAUCAUGUACCUCAAUGGAGCAAAUCAGAGGACUAGUGACUACUUCUUUGUACUGGAUAAUUUCAAGUGGUAUGGAUUCCCUCAUACAGCUCAUUUUUUCCAGCUGCACACAGGGUAGAUAAUUUUAAGUAUGGUACAUCUUCAGCUAUCUCAAGUUCCCAUUCUGCUCCUGAAAUAGGUCUUUUUUGGUCUUCUGCAUCUUGUACAAUACCCCUACUCAGAAUUUAGAGUCCAUGAAGAAACCAGAAAAAUGUAUGAAUGUUUCUCUCCCUUCAGCCAGAUCCCGUGUCCUCCAUGCACUGCGUGAUUACUGCAUGUUUAUCACAAAACUUUAAAGGGGGAAAUAUGAUUUUUCAACUUUGUGUUUAAUAAGAUCUUCUUGCCUAUGAAUAUAUCUUUGCAAGGAUGGAUAAUUGUGCAUAAUUUUGGCAAAAAUGCUUGGCGUUACAAGAACAAUUAAUAUUUAUAAAUGCUAAAAUGUUUGGGACACUAAAAUUCUUCUGUCUUUGAAAAUCUUCAUGUCUGAAUAUUUUCCCAUUGUCUUCUCUUCUUUGUUCACAUCUGCAUGCCUUUUUUGUUUUCUUAACCUUGUACUUGAAUUUUUAUUUUUAUUUUUUUAUUCAGUCUCCUGUCUCUUGGGGCAUCUGUUCCCCACGUAAUAUUUUCAGUCAAACCACUGUAAUGAAUGUUGUAUUUUAACUUGGUAAUUACUUCUGUAAGCCAUUUAUAGAAUAUUUUAAUUGAUUUCUUUAACAAUGGGCCUUCUACCAAUUUGCAGAUCUGUUAAAAAAACCUCAUCACCAUCACUACCACUCCAGAAAAAAAAAAUCAAAGCAAAAACAACCCAAACCCAGAGAAGAUCUAAGAAUUAGAAAAGAUGCAGGCUAAGGACAGCAAUCCACCAGAUGGUGGCUAUGGAUGGGUUGUGGUAGUGUCAGCCUUCAUGGUGAUGGGCCUCACUGUUGCUGUCCUCAAGACUUUUGGUCUGUUCUUUGUUGAAAUCCAGCAGCACUUUGAUGAACUUGCAAGCACCACUUCCUGGAUCACAUCAGUAACUAUUGCCGUCUUUCAUUUAGGAGCCCCUGUUGCCAGUUCACUGUGUGUACAAUAUACCCAUCGGACAGUUGUGAUCACUGGAGGACUUCUGGCUUUUUCAGGAAUGGCAUUGGGAUUUUUUGGACUCAACAUGGUCUGGAUGUAUGCAACAACUGGCUUCCUACAGGGUCUUGGCAUUUCUUUUUCGUGGACACCAGCCAUUAGCAUUGUUAGCCACUAUUUCUCCAAGAAAAGGGCUUUGGCCAAUGCUAUUGCCAGUGCUGGAGAAUGUGCCUUUGCAUUUGUGUUUGGGCCAUUUUUCCAGUGGUUGAUUAGUCAAUAUGGAUGGAAAGGUGCACUCUUGAUCAUAGGUGGCAUCCAGCUGAAUAUUUGUGUUUGUGGAGUACUGAUGCGACCCCUGGCAAGCAGCUGCCUCCUUGAGGCCAGCCAUUAUGGAACCGAAACACCACCUGGCAAUGGUGCAUCUGGGAGAGACAAAGAAGAUAAGUCUCCCAUCAUGCACAAAACCUUAAACUGGAUGCUUGUGAAGCGACCAGAAUUUGUACUUUAUGCCAUUUUUGGUAUAUUAGCUGCUAUGAGCUUUUUUGUUCCUCCGUUAUUUUUAGUUCCACUUAGCUAUAGCCUGGGAAUAGACGAAUCAUGGACUGCAUCCCUCCUAUCCAUUUUGGCUAUGGUGGACUUUGGAGGCAGACUGCUGUGUGGCUGGUAUGCCAACCUCCAUGUUACCAAAACCAUUCAUUUGUUGGCGAUGACGAUUACAUUGAUCAGUACUUCCCUGAUGCUGUUGCCACUGGCUAACAGUUACCUUUCCUUGGCAAUAUUCACUGGCUUCUACGGAUUCUUCUUUGGUACAACAGUCGCCAUUCACAUUACAGUGCUGGCAGAUGUUGUCGGCAUGCCAGAAUUUGACAGCGCUCUAGGGCUUUUCAUGCUCAUUCGAAGUACUGGAGGUUUUGUGGGGCCUCCUUUUGCAGGUCUGAUUGUGGACAUGGCUGGAGAUUACAGAGCAAGCUUCUACAUGGCAGGAGCCACUCUCAUCCUAUCAGCUGGAUUUUUAAUUAUUUUAGAUCUACUCCAACAGAGAAAAAAAAGAGGAAGCAAGAUCAGAACUAAGCCAGAAAAGUCAACAUUACCCUACCCUUCCCUCCAUACCCUGAAACAUCAAACCAGAAGAGGGCAGGAUGCAGAAGAAAAUGAGAAGUUGUCUCCGUGCCCCUUUCAUGCUAAUUAAUGCAUUCAGAAGCUGUACUGAAAGG